Molecule: messenger RNA, 1097 nt
Organism: Callorhinus ursinus (northern fur seal)
Lineage: Eukaryota; Metazoa; Chordata; Mammalia; Carnivora; Otariidae
Product: growth-regulated protein homolog beta-like
Biological process (GO): defense response; chemotaxis; immune response
Cellular component (GO): extracellular region
Molecular function (GO): chemokine activity
Source: RefSeq, a predicted model, not a curated record
GCGACCUGCGGAGCCGGGAAUUUCCCUGGCCCCGGGACUGCUCAGUUCCCCGCGCCCGCCAGGGAUAAAAGCGGUUCUCCCGGCUCCGGGAGCCACAGAAUCCGCUCCGCCAGCUCGCGCUGCAGCUCGCCAGCUCCAGGCCCCGCCGCCCCGACUCUCCGAGCUGAGCCCCAUGGCCCGCGCCGCCACCGCCGCCGCACCCCGCGCUCUCCGCCUCCUCGGCGCCGCGCUGCUGCUCCUGCUGCUGGUCCCCGCCGGCCGCCGCGCCGCAGGGGCGCCCGUGGCCGCCGAGCUGCGCUGCCAGUGCUUGCAGACCUUGCAGGGAAUUCACCUCAAGAACAUCCAGAACGUCAAGGUGACGCCCUCGGGACCCCACUGCGCCCAAACCGAAGUCAUAGCCACUCUCAAGAAUGGGCAGGAGGUUUGUCUCAACCCCGAAGCCCCCAUGGUCAAGAAAAUCAUCAAUAAGAUGCUAAACAACACCAACUGACCUCAGACAAGUAAGAAGCUCGCUGGUGGUGGUUCCUGAAAGACCCUUACAGGAACUGAAAAUGAAGAAGAGAACUGGCUUCUGGAGACUUCUAGAAAGGCCUUAAAUAUGUUUGACUAUUAUGAGUUCUAUUUAUUUAUGUUUGUAUUUAUUUAUUUUUCAAAGUUCAUAUUUAAUAUUUUACAUGUUAGUAUUUAAAGAUGUGAAUGUGUUUAAUCAAACUCAGUCCUGAUUGUUAUUUAAUCUGAAGAUGAUGGGUUUUAAAUGUCUCAUGAAACCAGUGUUUCCGGGAGUUCAUCAAAUGCCCGGGGUACAUUGAUGGGUUGGAGCCGGGGGGGAGGGAGUCGAAGCAGUUAAACAGUGUGUACAGAUCUAUUUUUGUACUUGUUUAAAAGAAUGUCAGUUGUUAUUUAUUGAAAUUAUUUCACAUUAUGUGGUCAACAUUUUUAUGUUGAAGCUUCCCUUGGACAUUUUAUGUCUUGCUUGUAGGGCAUAAUGCCUUGUUUAAUGUUCAUUAUGCAAUGUUGCUCUGUCUUGGAACAGAGAAGUUAAAACUACUGUAAUGUUUUUACAAACAAUAAGAUAAUAAACGUUUUGCAAAAAAUAA